Scatophagus argus is the source of this 5145-nucleotide messenger RNA. It is a transcript of the gene xkr4, whose product is annotated as XK related 4. Bases 445 to 2295 code for a protein of 616 amino acids. The transcript has 4 exons. The record is from RefSeq and is a predicted model, not a curated record. Lineage: Eukaryota; Metazoa; Chordata; Actinopteri; Scatophagidae. Gene Ontology annotation, biological process: phosphatidylserine exposure on apoptotic cell surface; engulfment of apoptotic cell; apoptotic process involved in development. Gene Ontology annotation, cellular component: plasma membrane.
UGUCAUAGUUUUUAGUCUGGGCCAUGGAAGAAGCAUAUGGCUGCAGCCUUCCCCCUUUUCCUUCGUUCCUGGUUCAGCAUCAGGACUCAAAGAGGCCAAAGAGUGACAAACCGCAAAAGCAGAAUUCGGUCAUGUAGGCUGUCUGCCGAUGGAGGAAGCAAAGCGGAAAAUCCCUACUGUCGAAUCCUCAACAGAAGGAGAAAUACAAACGUGAUAUGGACCAAGAUGGGAGCAAGCAUGGAGCUACGUUCAGUCUUGCUUUUUGUCGUUAUUCUGUAUUAUGAGCAGGCGGCCUUGUAGUGGAGAUAGUCCUGCCCAGAAAGGAGGAGGAACAGGAGAGAGACACGCAGAAGGGUGUCGACAGAGAGGGGCAGUGGCGAGGAAGAAGAGGAGGGGAGGAACGGAGGGGAAGUAAUAGACUAGGAAUAUUAUAAGCCUAUAAUAAUGGCGGCCAAAUCGGACGGGGUCCUGAAGAUGAAGAAGAGUGACGUGGCCUUCACCCCGCUGCAGAACUCGGAGCACUCCGGCUCAGUACAGGGGCUCCACCCCGGCGCACAGCGCGACUCUGCGGGCAUCGGGGACGGGGAUUUCGCCAACGGGGAGUCGCGGUGCUGCGGCGGAGGAGGCUCUAACUCGACGUGCCUUCGCCUGGGCAGGGAGCAGCAGAAAUACACCGUAUGGGACUGCCUGUGGAUCGUAGCGGCGGCGGCCGUGUAUCUGGCCGAUGUGGGCACCGACGUUUGGCUGUCGGUCGACUACUACCUUCACCGCGACUAUUGGUGGUUCGGCUUGACGCUCUUCUUCGUGGUGCUCGGCUCCUUCUCGGUCCAGCUCUUUAGUUUCAGAUGGUUCGUCCACGACUUCAGCACCGAGGACAGCACGGAAUCUGCCGCCGAUUGCUCCCACAUGGAUGGUAAUAAACUACUGAGCGGCUCUGCCUCACACGGCGACGUUACCGCUCAGCACCACCCGGCCACGCCGCAGAGACAGGCGUCGACCGCCAGCAAGAAUACCACAACCAACAGCACUGCGAGCACCGCGAUGGGCAGCAGAAGCAGGAGAAGAUCGGCCUACUACUCCUUCUGCGUCUGGUUCGGCCAGUCCAUCAUUCACAUCCUCCAGCUGGGCCAGAUAUGGAGGUAUUUCCACACCAUCUACCUGGGUGUUAGAAGUCGUCAGAGUGUUGAGACAGAGCGCUGGCGUUACUACUGGAGAAUGGUCUAUGAAUUUGCUGAUGUGAGCAUGCUGCAUCUAUUGGCCACCUUUCUAGAGAGUGCCCCACAACUGGUGCUGCAGCUGUGCAUCAUCAUACAGACACACAAGCUCCAGGCUGUGCAAGGUAUGACAGCAGCAGCCUCCCUUGUCUCUUUGGCCUGGGCACUAGCUUCCUACCAGAAGGCCCUGCGAGAGUCUCGUGAUGACAAGAAGCCCAUCAGCUACCUGGCUGUCACCAUCCAGUUCUGCUGGCACUUCUUCACUAUUGCUGCAAGAGUCAUCACUUUUGCCCUGUUUGCCUCUGUGUUCCAACUCUACUUUGGCAUCUUCAUUGUCCUGCACUGGUGCAUCAUGACCUUCUGGAUUGUCCAUUGUGAGACAGACUUCUGCAUCAGCAAAUGGGAGGAGAUUGUGUUUGAUAUGGUAGUGGGCAUAAUUUACAUCUUUUCUUGGUUUAACGUCAAGGAGGGACGAACAAGGUGUCGGCUUUUCGUCUAUUACCUGGUGAUCCUGGUGGAGAAUGCUGCUCUUAGUGCUUUAUGGUAUCUCUACCGGUCUCCUCACACCACUGACGCCUUUGCAGUACCAGCACUCUGUGUCAUCUUCAGCAGUUUUCUCACCGGCGUGGUGUUCAUGCUCAUGUACUAUGCCUUUUUCCAUCCCAAUGGGCCACGUUUUGGACGCUCGCUCAGUGGCCAGGGUCUUGACCUGGACCCCACUGCUCAGUUCUCUACACUACCAUCUGAAGGUGCCACCAACUCACUGCGGUCCAAUCGUGGUGGCACCACAACCCUGGAGCGUGACAUGGGAAAGUAUUCUGAGCGGGACAGCUGCAUGCCGGUGUUUCAGGUCCGACCCACAGUGCCAUCCACACCAUCAUCUCGUGCGCCACGCCUCGAAGAGACCAUCAUCAAGAUCGAUCUUUGUAGGAACCGCUACCCAGCCUGGGAGCGUCAUGUCCUUGACCGCAGUAUACGCAAGGCAAUCCUGGCCAUAGACUGCUCCUUGACACCUCCACGGCUGCAGUACAAAGACGAUGCUCUGAUGCAGGAGAGGUUGGAAUAUGAAACCACAUUAUAGUUCUACUCUCUCGGAACCCAUACAGAAUUACAGGCAUCAGAGGAUUAUUCUGCUAUCAUGAAAACAGCAACAGGGACUGUGGCAAUAAGAAUUUGUUACUACCAACAAUCUCACUUUACGUCUCUCAUUUCCCUUUUUCUUUUUCUGUUCCUUGGCAUCAGCACCCACUUAGCAGUUAGUGGAGCAGUUAGUGUGCAGUGCAGUUGAUGUCAUUGAAUGUGUCUGGGUUCUUUGUAGGAUUGUUUCUGUUUAUUUUGACUUGUUAUCAUCAGGGAAAUCCUGUCUGGUGUGAACUAAAUUGCAAAACAACAGGGUGCAUCAACACUCCCUCCCUCGGACUUGGACUCCCUGAGAGGGUGAUUUACAGUUCAGUUUUGUUUGGGAAAGUUCAAAAUAAAAUAAGAAUACAUUCACGUUCAUCCAUAUGAGUUUUAAGCCAUCAGAUAUACCACUUUAUCCUAAAUGACACCUGAAUUACACAGAAAUUUCUCUAAUGUGAUGAGAAAAGGAAAUGAUCAUUCAUUUGGAGAUAGUAGAAACUUUAAACUGUCAAAUUUGUCUUAAUGUGUAGGGAAAUGUGUUAACAAUUUGGAAAUUCAGAAACUCAUCGCGUUCUUUUGUGCCAAAAAUGGUUCCUUGGAAACAGCCUCUGGCUUCUGAGGAGUGGAAUACCUUUGAGAUGGCUGGGUAAUCUAAAAGUUUCUUCUCUGGCUUAGACAUGUCAUUCCUCUUGGAUAAUUCUGGCACUGGAAGAAGGUUAGUGAACUACAUGAUGACAGUAGUCACAGUAGCAUCUAUAUUCAGUCAUUGUGGUUUCUUUGGAUAAAAUUAACCAAACCUGGCUGGAAAGAGGGACAGGGAAUGAGACAGAAGGGUUGACAGUUGGACAGACACAAGCUCCGCGACCUUUGUUCCACAGGGAAAUAAGACAAAUUCACACAAUGCCAAGAAAAAAAAAAUCUUCCUGGCAGCUCAACUCAACUAUUUGCAGGCCUCCUAAACCAGGUUGUGAUAUCAUACUGAUCUUUGCGAGUCUGUGAAGGAGAAUGUGGAGGGGAGAUCAGAAGAAAUGAGAAAAGCGCCAAACAGCAGUGAAAAGGAGAAGAUGAUGCAGGAAAUGGAAAUGAGACAAGCAGCCAUCUCAGCCAAACUAAACCAACCACCAGGAUGUACAGUACACUGAUACAACAUGCAGCAUUUUUUCACUUUAGAGAUGAUGUAGAGGGUACUGAAGUCAUUGUAAUUUGGUGUUUUUUGUAGUUACGUGUGUAUUGGUUGGUAUUCGAUGAUGAUGAUGAUGAUGAUGUGUGUGUGUGCCACAUGUGUGUGUGUAUGGUGUUUAAUCAAGAGAAGCAGCUCAGGAGGACAUGUGGUGUGAUGCCUGAAUCAGCUCUGUGCUUUCAUUGAUUAGUGAAGGUACACCUUGACAUUUUGAUUUUAAAGUUCGCUUGUUCUUUUAUAAACUUGCUAACGACAGCUUUUGAUGUUAUUGCACCAAGCCUCACAAUACCAGUUAGCAUAGUGUUAGUAGAGUACACCGGCUUCAAUCAGAAAUGCUCACAAUAUGAUUGACCAGCAUAAAACCUUGAACCACGACCAUCAUACCACAUAUCAUGGUUUCUUAACACAGUUCAUGUAAAAUCACAGACUGGAGGGCUCCUCAGUAGCAGUAUAGUAGAGAAAAUAAAACUUUGAGAAUUCCUGUACAAAAACAGAUACAGAUAUUCAUCAGAAGAGUUUCCAACAAUGGGAAUGAAGUAAGGGAAAACGUCUGGGUAAAAUAGUGGAUGGACAGAUGAGGACAUGGGUGGAGUGUGGUGGAGUUCAGAUAAACUGUUGCUCUGGACAGAUGAUCUACUUUAUUCAAGCAACAUAACUUCUAUCUCAUCCAAAGCACCACAUCAGUUUAAAGUUUGCUUGCAAUUUUUGGACAGUUUUAUUAUUAUUUCUCCCACUUUGACACAUGAUGUUACUGUUCUAAAACAAAAACAAACAUACAUCUUAAAAUCUAAAUGAUGACAGACAGCAACUGGAUCACAAUGAUUCCCAGAUACGAACAAUUCUGGAUCUUGACUGGAAAGAGUCAUAUUCUGGGGUCCAUGAAUCUCUGUACCAGGAGAUUUUAUGAUACGUUGAUAUGAUUAGAGUGUUGGACAGGUGGAAUAGACUGUCUAACAUUGCCACAGACUGAUUCCAGUACCAGCGUCAGUCACAGUAACAUGAUGUACAUAUUCACAUAUGUACAGUAUGUACAUAUGAGUUUCAGAGUACAAAGACACAGCUAGAGCAGACUUUUACCUUAUAUCUACACUACACCCUGUCCCCUAUACUCCCAACUCAAACAGCUGACUUCAGGGAAUCAUCAUAUGUUGUAAAUGAGCUGUUAGUCAAAACCACCAUUUUAGCCCUCUUAUUUAUGAUUAUAGAGUCAAUGAAAUACUAUUUAGAUGUAAUAUUGUUUAUUGAAUUUUUUUAAAUAAUGGCACAAAAGAAAGAAAGUACAAUGUCUUUUUUUCUAAGGGUCACAGAAGAAGAGACUGGCACAAAAUGAGUCAAUGGGAUAAUCAUGGCAUGAGACUGUAAAUCUUUUCAUAAUGCUUUACCUAACCAGCACAGGGGCACCAAGCAGUUCUGACUUCUGCUGGUCGUAUUCUUCUGUGUAUGAAGGCUGAAUUGUGUUGAUCAUGUUAUUAUUUCAGAUAUUAAUAUGUAGCAACUGCACAGUGUGUAUACUAUAUAGACAAAAGUAUUGGGAUGGUGUGGUUUUUCAGGGGUUGGGCUCGGCCCCUUACUUCCAGUGAAGGGAAAUCUUGAUGAUUCAGCACACCAAGACAUUUUGGUCAAUGCUAU